GUUCCGAAAAUGCCGUUGCUUCUCGUCCCAAUCGUUUUGCCUCAUUUUCCAUCAAGCCAAGAGAAGCAUCAUCUCAGAAUAAGUUUCCCAUCAGGGAGGUGCAUCCAUCGGUACAACCAGGUUGUCUUUCAUUGCAAGAGGGAUCUUGUUAGCAAGCCCACCAGAGUCGAGUCCAGUGUGAAUCAGCCGGCAUCCAGUGCAGCUUUUCGUGAUCCGGUCACACAAGCUACCACAACUAAUUGUUAAGGAAUUGAAUCCAGAAAGACAAGACCACUGCCACCGAUCCGAAUCUUUGCGUAGUCCCAAGUAAUACUCUUCCUCGUCAAAAGAAAAAAGAGGUAGAGAAGAUGACAGACAUGCUUUUGAGAAUAAACCAACAACAAUGUACCCACAGACGGGAUCGCCCUUGGGCCCUCGGUCUUUUUGUGUUUCUGCUCAUUCCCCGCGCAACGCAUGCCUGGGGGCCCGUUCGAGAGAAGCCUCUUCUGUCCUUAUCAUCCUGCAGCAGACAUUGGAUGUUGAGCUGUCGAGGUGGUGGAAGCACGGCAUCUCCAGCCGUGGCGACCAGUCUGAUUGCCAGUGCCAUUCAGGCCAAUCCCAGCGACAAGCCACAAGAACAGGCAUCUCCUGCUGCCAAGCCAAAUAAUCCGGAACAUCACCCAAUUCCCAAUGAAAACAAAGUUAGUCCGUCAACCGAACUGACAACGAAAGACGAAAAUAAUCACCAAGUUUCUCCCCCACAGCAGGAAGAGGAUGAUCCACAAAUCUUGUUCCUGAUUCGGAUUCUGUUUCUCUCCUAUUAUUCCUCCCUGGGAGCCCUACUUCCCUAUCUACCCGUCUAUUAUCAUUCUCUGGGACAUGGUGGACAGAUUAUUGGAAUGUUGGGGGCCGUCAAGCCCCUGACGACCUUUAUUGUGGCUCCCUUUUGGGGACUCGUUGCCGAUCAAACACAGGCACCCUUUGCCAUCUUAAAGGUGACCUUUUUGGUAUCCCUCGUGGGACAAUUGCUAGUGGCGGCAAGUCAUGAUUAUCGCUACAUUAUGAUCAUGGUGUUCCUGACAGCCUUGUUCAAUGCACCCGUCAAAUCCUUGAUUGAUUCCAUGGUCAUGGACCACAUUCACGAUCAAUCUCGCUAUGGGAGACUCCGAUUAUGGGGUCAAAUGGGCUUUGGCUUGGGUAGCAGUGGAGUCGGUGUAUUGCUCAGUCGAAGCAAGGGAGUCAUAUCCAGUACUGCCACAUCCAUUCCAGCCAGUUGGACCGAAUCCAUUGCCAAACUUCCAAUGGCGGUGCAGAAAUUCAUUUCCGUUGCCGAUAAGUUCUGGCAGGCCAUCACGGGGUAUCGAUUGCUGUUUUUGACCCAUGCGGCACUGUCGAUUCCAACGUGGCUAGCCAUUCUCAAGUUCCAACAACUGGACAAGGAUGCCAAAGUCGAGAAACAACAACAACAAAAACAGCUGGACAAACCAAAGAAUGGUAGUGAAGGAGGAAAAGGAGGGGCUCUCAUACAAGAAGGUUUGAAUCUAUUGGUUCACAAUGGAGAUGCCCUCUUCUUUUUCUUUUUGAUUUUCGUGGUGGGUGUUUCCAGUGGUGUCAUUGAAAACUUUGCCUAUGUACGCAUUCGUGAAGUGGGUGGCAGUGGCAAGGACAUGGGUUUGAGUCGUCUGGUAUCCAGCAUUGCAGGAGCUCCCAUGUUUUGGUUCUCGGGGUCUCUGACCCAAAAGUUGGGAGCCGAUCGAGUGUUGGUGGCUAGCUUGCUCAGCUAUGUGGUUCGAUUUGCCAUUUACGCCUCCAUGAGACACCCACUGCAUGGGUUGCCCGCGGAAGCAUUGCGUGGAAUCACAUUUGCCGCCUUUUGGAGUACUGGCACAAUCUAUGCACAUCGUAUUUCACCGCCCGGGUUGCAUGCUACCAUGUUGAUGUUCUUGAAUGCCAUGUACGGUGGUCUCGGGCAGUCCCUGGGAGCUAUCAUUGGAGGAAAGUUGCAGUCAAAGGUUGGAACUGUCUGGACGUUUCUGUACGCUGCUGGAGUGGAUCUUUGCUUUGUUGGUCUGGUAUUGUUCUACCUGAGUGUGAAAACAGACUCCAAUUUCCGAAACCCAACACCCAUUGUCCGCACGGGGAAAACGACGAGUGCAUGAAUGAAUCGAAUCAGUGCGUGAAUGCAACGAAACUCAGGUGCAAUGAAGGGUAUGCGGUUUUUGUCGAAGUCAGCGCAAUUCAGGGCAACUGUAUGUUCGGGGAAUAGGAUCAAGCCAACCUCAAACGUUCUUCGAGCACAGAUCAGCGUCCUUCGGGCGAGACGACCUUCCUUAUUAUAGGGCAUGCAAUACAGUAAGCGGGAAUGGAAAACCGGAAAAGAUCCAAGCCCAUACCUACAAACAAAGAGAAGUUCAACCUCGCAGCGGUAAAUGCCGCGAGAGAAGUUUGCCCACACAGUGCAGUCUUCCUGUUUCUUUGGGAU
Molecule: messenger RNA, 2461 nt
Organism: Seminavis robusta
Lineage: Eukaryota; Bacillariophyta; Bacillariophyceae; Naviculales; Naviculaceae
Source: the annotation of a GenBank genome assembly